This is a messenger RNA of Moneuplotes crassus, 327 nucleotides long. The record is from the annotation of a GenBank genome assembly. Lineage: Eukaryota; Ciliophora; Spirotrichea; Euplotida; Euplotidae.
UCUAAAGCUUCGUGUUCUAAUACAGCCUUUUUCAUUUGGUAUAGUUCAAUGGCGCAUAUGGUGUCGAGGUCUUUUCUUUCGAGUUGGGAUUUUGCGGAUUGAGGAGUUGAGGUAUGUCGGAAGAAUUGGGAUACUCAAGUAAGCCAUGCAGUUUGCUUUAUCAUCCAUUCGUUGUCGUUAAAGAAGUGUGACUCAGACAUUUGGGUACGUUGAGCUUCUUUUAUGUUUUCUUCUUUGAAAUCUACAACAGUGAGAGGUGAGUUUUUAUCCUAAAUAUUGAGUUCAGCAAGUACCGGUCUCUGAAACUGUUUCAUUAUAAUAUUAUAU